Molecule: messenger RNA, 795 nt
Organism: Tetrahymena thermophila SB210
Lineage: Eukaryota; Ciliophora; Oligohymenophorea; Hymenostomatida; Tetrahymenidae
Exons: 1
Biological process (GO): DNA-templated transcription
Cellular component (GO): nucleus
Source: RefSeq, a predicted model, not a curated record
AUGAUGCAGCCAACAUAAAUGGAUAUAGAGAAUGAUCAUUCUGCAAAAUAAAAUGGAGGAGAAAAGUAAAUUGUAGAUGAAAUAGAUUUGAUUUAUGUACCUUUUAGAUCUCCUAUCCAUGUUUUAUAGUUUCCAAUAUAAGAAAAAGAUAAUUAAGAAUUUGAUAAGUAUUUGUAAGUGUCUCACUGCGACUAUCGCACUUUAUAAAAGCGUUUAGAUAUUCAUUAUAAACUGCGUGCUCCUAUUGAAAAUUUUUCUAUCGAAGAAGAAAUGUCAAGGAGAAAUAUGGAUGGAAUGCUAUCAGAUGAGGAGGAUGAAGAUCCCAAGAAGAAGUAAGAUAAAAAUGUUGCAGUUACUUAUACUUCUAAACUGGUGUGCAAUCAAACAAAUUAUUUUGCAACUAAAUAUGAUCCUAUUACAAAAUAGUUAAUGUGCUAUUCUAUUGACUCAUUUCUUCAAAUGAGACCAAAAUUAGUAGAUAAAGAAGAAAAAAGAGAAAAAGAUAACAUUAAAAAUAUUGCCAAACUCAGCAAAGAAAAAGAAAGAGAUGAAUAGCUGAGAAAAAAGCAUCCUUAAAAGUAUACAGAAAUGAAGUUAAAAAAUUUCAAUUCAUUUAAAGAAAUAUAUGAUUCUGAGGAGCCAAUUCGUUUAAAUUAUCAUGAAAAAAUAGAUCAAAUUUCUGAUAAGAGGUUUCGUUGUUUUUCUGAACCACCUAAAGAAAUAAUACCUUUAGUUCCUGUGACAAAAAGUGAAUAUUAAGAAAAUUUAGAAACUGGUGGAUUGAAUAUGAGUUGA